This is a messenger RNA of Mobula hypostoma (lesser devil ray), 26608 nucleotides long. It is a transcript of the gene megf8, whose product is annotated as multiple EGF-like-domains 8. The record is from RefSeq and is a predicted model, not a curated record. Gene Ontology annotation, molecular function: protein binding; calcium ion binding. NCBI's taxonomy places the organism in Eukaryota, Metazoa, Chordata, Chondrichthyes, Myliobatiformes, Myliobatidae. The coding region runs from base 152 to 8359 and encodes 2735 amino acids. The transcript has 43 exons.
CCCGCAUCGCGAACCAUGACCUCGGAGAAUGUCGCGAGAUCCGUCGGGAAAUUGGUAGCGGCCUGAAGGGAGGAAAGGGGAGACUGGCGGUGUCAGACCCUGGCAGCCAGCGACUGGGCCUGCAGGGCCAGGCCCUGCGGGAGAGUGGAGGAUGUGCCCUGCGGCUGGGAGGCUGAGAACGGUGCUGCUGGUGGUGGUGUUGGUGCUGCAGUACGGGCAGGGACAGGCUGGGGACUGCAAGGGCCAGCGGUAUCUCUUACAGCGGCCUGGCCUGGUGUCGGACGGCAGCGGCAACUACUCUGUCAAUGGCAACUGCGAGUGGCUGAUCGUGGCCCCUGACAGUAGGUUCCGCAUUGUGCUGACCUUCACGUCUCUGGACACCGAGUGCACCUACGACUACCUCUUUGUCUACGAUGGCGAGUCCUACGGCAGCCCCCUCCUCGCCAGCCUCAGCGGGAACACGCUCCCUGAGCCCAUCGAAGCUCGUUCGGGGAAGAUGUUGCUCCACCUCUUCAGUGAUGCCAACUACAACCUUGAGGGCUUUAACGCCAGCUACAUCUUCACGCUGUGCCCGAUGGGUUGCUCGGGGCACGGGCAGUGCGAGGUCAGUGGCACGUGUGCCUGUCACCCAGGCUGGGGCGGCGUGGACUGCAGCGUCCAGGACUGCAUCGAACACUGCGGGCGGCAUGGUUACUGCGUCACGGGUCAGCACUGCCAUUGCCAGCCAGGCUUCAUCGGUCACAGCUGUAACCUGUCACUGAAUGACAACCAGAGUGCAGGCAGUUGGUACAACAUCAGCAGGUCUGACCCGGAAUUCAUGGGACGCACGGCUGCCGCUGGUACCUUCCUCAACACCACCAACUCCUUCUACAUAUUUGGUGGAUCCGACCUCAAUCAGGUUCUGGGUGACCUGCUUAUGUACAACUUCACAAGCAACCAGUGGCAGAGGAUCGUUCUGGACCCCUGUCCGGCAGCCCGGCACGCUCACAGUGCAGUGGAGUGGCGGGGAGGAAUGGUGGUGUUCGGUGGGCAGCUGCAGGACGGCAGCCUGGCCAACGAUGUGUGGCUGUACGAGCCGGGUCCCGAGCGAUGGAGGCUGCUGCGGCCUCGCAGUGCGCGGGCCCCCCCGGGGCUAGCCGCGCACGCAGCAGCUGUGGUGGGGCAGGAGCUGUACGUCUUCGGAGGACGGACUGAUGAGGACCGCUUCAGUGCUGCCAUGUUCCGUUUCCACCUGGAGCGCUGGGUCUGGGAGGAGGUGAUUCCCACGGGAGGGAAGAGCCCGGCUGUGGCCGGACAUUCCAUGGUCUUCCACCCCGCCUCGCGUAUGCUGCUCAUCCACGGAGGCCACCGAAUCUCCCCAAGGUUCAGCUACCGGACGAAUACAACACACGCCUUCCACGUAGACCAGCGCUACUGGAGCACCUUGAAGUCUCGUCCCUCGGCUGCCAGCCCACGGGAGCAGGCCUUUCACUCCGCCACCCUCAUCGGCAACUACAUGGUGGUGUAUGGUGGGAAUGUUCACAUUCACUACCAGGAGGAGAAAUGCUACGACGACAGGGUCUACUUCUACCACCUGGGCUGCCACCAGUGGGUGUCCGGCGAGGAGCUUGGUUUGCUCAUCAGCUCCGGAGAUGGUUGGGAGAACCGGUCACUCCGGGGACGCUACGCCCACGUGGCUGCAUUGAUGAACGGGAACGUCCUGCUGAUGGCGGGGGGCUUCAGCGGGUGGCCCCUUGCUGACCUGGUGGCCUACAAGGUUCCCAUCUUUGUGUCGCAGGUCUUGGUGCAGAAUGUGCACUUGGACUACUGCUCACUGUACGGAGAGGAGACGUCCUGCAGCAGGGACCCCGAAUGUGUGUGGUGUCAGUUGGGAUGUCAGACUUACCAGGCUCACAGCACAUGUCCCCACGUGGGCUGUCUGGGCCUGGCGAGCCUCCUCUCGGACUGCCAGUCCUGUCUGGUGUUUGGUCAGAGCCGGGCGCAGCCCCCACAAGCGCCGGGGGUCUUUGGAUGGUGUGUUCAGACCAACUCCUGUCUCCCUGUUGCAGACCAGGCCAGGUGCCAGGUGGAACCGGUGCUGGGGACCCAGGGGUGGUGGGGCGCGGACACCACCUUCGUCAGCUCCGUCGAGCAGUGUCAGAAGUUGAACUUCAUGCCCGGCGUUCACCUGGUGACGUACCUGCAACCCUACAACUGGUCACAGCCCGACAAGGUGGAGCUGCGCAUCAGCCCGUCCUACGUGCAGAAUCCUAGCACGGAGCUGGAAGCAGUGAUGGUGUUGCAAGGCUUCAUCCACCCGUUGUUCGCGGCUCCCGCCCCCUCCGAUAAUGUCUUGGUCAAGGUGCAGCUCCAGCGGCUCUACGUGGUGGCGAAGAUCGGCCGCUCCAGCAACAGUCUGGAGAUGGAAGAGGUCGGACACUGGGCAGGAGAGCCGGAGAAGGAGACUCGGCUGCUGCAGAGGAACAGUGGGGACCGGCUCUUCCCACUGCUGGAACGUGGCAAUAAGUACGCGAUCCGACUGGAGGGCUCACUCAACAGCUCCGGCAAUGGCCAGACCAGCGAGAUGACGCUCACCUGGGAGCGAUCCAAAGCCGUGGGGACCACAGAAAUCUCCUUCCAUUUCCUGGAGCCGUUCCGGUCUGACAGCUGCGACUCCUACCCUUCUUGCCUGGCCUGCCUAUCAGACCAGGGCUGCGGCUGGUGCCCGGCCUCCCACACCUGUCAUCAGCGCACGUCGGGCAUGGACAGUCAGUGUGGGCGUGAUCUGCAGCUGGUGCUGCAGCCGGGGGACUGCCCGCUCUGUGGGGAGCACACGGAUUGUCACACAUGUUGUGCGGACCCGUACUGCGAGUGGCACCCCAGCAGCAGCAGGAAGGGGGACUUCCAGUGCAGCCGCCGGGGACGAUCCCCCACCGGAAUCCGGACUCCUGCCCUCUGCCCCACACCCUGCCACCUGCGAUCGUCGUGUCAGGACUGCCUGAGCAACUCCAGCCAGUGUGCCUGGUGUCAAUCCACACGAACCUGCUUUCUCUUUGCCGCCUACCUGGCCAAGUACCCAUCUGGGGAGUGUCGGGACUGGUAUGACAGCAUUCACUCAGUGAAGCAGUGUACCGACUGCUUCCACUUCUCCACCUGCAAAACUUGUCUACAGAACUUUGAGUGCGGCUGGUGCGGGAAUUCUGACAAUCCCACCGUCGGCAGAUGUCUCCCCGGUGACUUCCACAGCCUCUCAGGCUUUGACAACUGCUCGGUGGCCCUACUGGGUGUUUCAGGCUUGUCGGGGAGUGAGCCGGCAGACUGGUCCUACAGCGUGUGCCCGGAUAUCGAUGAAUGCCGUCUCCAUCUGGACAACUGCCACCAGUUCGCCAUCUGUAGCAACACCUUCCAGUCCUUCCAGUGUCACUGCACACAGGGCUACGCUGGCGACGGGAGCUCCUACUGUAACAGGACGUGUUACAAUGAGUGUCGACAUGGCCGGUGCAGUGGGCCCCCUGACUUCACUUGUAUCUGCGACCUGGGCUGGACUUCCAACAGCUCGUUGGUGAAUCAGACCGGAGUGGAGUGCGACGUCGACUGUGGCUGCAACUUCCACAGCGCCUGCCCCAAGGGCAUCGGUGUCUGCGACCAGUGCCAAGACUGGACAGAGGACGAGCACUGUGAGUCGUGCCGGGCCGGGAGUUAUGGGAACGCCAGUGGACCAGAGGGCUGCCGGCAGUGUGCGUGUAACGGGCAUGGGAUCGAUGCCCUGGGGCAGUGUGACAGGGCCACAGGGCACUGUUACUGCACCCACCACACCCAGGGCACCAACUGCCAGAGCUGUGCUCCCGGUUACUACGGAGACCCGUGGGACGGUGGGACCUGUUUCCGUGAGUGUGCCGGCCGCACCCUCCUGCGCAACGUCUCCUCCUCCUCAGCCCUGGGUUCCCUCAGGGGCAGCGGCAUCUCCAGCACCGGCCUUGCCUACUGCCUGUGGGUGCUCACCACCUCAGACUCGCCAGCGUCCUGCACGGACCUUCAACUGGGCACCUGCCCCGUCAUCAGCCUCACCAUCAGCCCAGACAUCCAAAUCCAGUGUGGGCAAAACUACAUCUAUGUUUUUGACGGGAUCCCAAGGUCCCUCACUGACUCCCAGCCGGAGAGUGCCAUCUACUCUGACCCACGGCUAAUUGGAGCCUUCUGCGGCAACGGCUGGGACCAGCCUAUCACAGUGGAGGCCCUCUCAGGAGUUCUGACCAUUUACUUCGAGGCCAACGUGUCCAGGCGGGCUGGUCUGCCCCAAGAGGGUUUAAAUGCCACCUACCGCGUCCAUGGCUGCUCACCCCCCUGCCCAGUUCACCACUUCUGCCAGGACGGGCACUGUGUAUGCCAAGAUAGUGUUUCCGGUUCAGACUGCCCCUCCCAGCCCUGUCCCAACAACUGCUCUCAUCACCUGCAGGCCGGCGUCUGUGACACAGAAUCGGGACUUUGUGUGUGUGCGGAUGGAUAUGCCGGGAGAGAUUGCGGAUCUCGGACACACCCGGGAACAAUCAUCUGGGAGACGCUGACAGUGGCUAGAGAAGAGGGAUCGGACGGCGGGAUACCGCAGCCCCGGCUGGGACAUUCGAUGGUAGAGGGUCCUGACUCCACCCUGUGGAUCUUUGGCGGCCUCUCGAUCAGAGACGGGAUGUUGAACGGCCUGUACAGAUACUCUGUUCCCGAUAGGCGCUGGAGCCGGCACAUCAGUGAGGGACCCAGCGCAAGGUACUUCCACGCGGCUGCCUCCAGCCUGUCCCGCGACACCAUGUUUGUGCUGGGGGGCCUGACCCACUCCGGAGUCACCAACGAGUUCUGGAUCCUCAAUCUGUCGACGCUGGAAUGGAGGCUCCAGAAGUCGGAGCUGAUCCCACCCAUGGCCGGACACACCCUCACGGAGUGCCGCAACUCAUCGCUGCUGCUCCUGGUGGGGGGGUACUCCCCCCAGAACGGCUUCAACAACAGGCUGCUGCAGUACAGCGUGGACACAGGCGGCUGGCGCCUGGAGCAGCACACCGGAACGGCACCCACAGGUCUGUACGGUCACUCUGCUGUAUACCACAGCUCGACUGACGCGAUCUACGUCUUCGGUGGGUAUCGGUUCUACUUGGAGACGGUGUCAGCCUCUGCCGAGCUCUACAGCCUGCACCUCGGAACUCUGACCUGGAGCCUCCUCGCACCCUCUCACAAUUCCAAGCCGCUGCCCCGGUUUUUCCACGCGGCCGGCCUGUUCCACGACUCGAUGGUGGUAGUGGGAGGUCGCUCCAGCCGCCAAGACUUCAGCGCCGACCUCCUCUUCUACCAGAUCAACUGUAACAGCUGGCUCAGCCCCAACACCUCAGGACUGUCAGUGGUGGGGGAACCGAUGAAAGGGUCCAUCGCUCACACCGCACUCCCCCUGUGGAACCGGCUGUACAUCCUGGCGGGGUACCAGGGUGUGGCCCUGGGUUCCCUGCUCUCUCUCUCUGUCCCGCACGAUCCCUGCCUGGUCUUCAGCAGCCCCGCAGCCUGCAACACCAGCGCCAGCUGUGUGUGGUGUCACUCCGUCCGCAACGGCAGCUGCCUGUCUACCGACCAGGCCCACAGGUUGGGACUGGAGCCGGGUAGUUCCCACUGUGACCCACUGCCCCGGCACCCGGAGACCUGCCGACACCUCAGGACCUGCAGUGAGUGUCUGGCCCUGCACCCCCGGCUCCUGGGACAGCCGCAGCGUCUGAGGUGCAAGUGGUGCACCAACUGCCCUGAAGGGGCCUGCAUCAGCACCAAUGCCAGCUGCAGCAAGGAGAACGACUGCCGCAUCAAUCAGCGCGAGAUCUUUGUGGCCAGCAACUGCUCGGAGAUCUCCUGUGAAGCUUCUGACUGCCACAAGUGCACAUCAUCCGGCAAGUGUAUGUGGACCCGCCAGUUCAAACGCACAGGCGAGACCCGCCGGAUCCUCAGCGUGAGCCCCGCCUACGACUGGACCUGCUUCAGCCACUCGCUCCGCAACGUGUCUCCGAUGCCAGUGGAGUCCUCGCCCCCGGAGCCUUGUCCCACCCCCUGCCACAACCUGACCAACUGCGCCGACUGCCUCAGCUCUAACGGCUCUGACGGGGGGUGGCAGCAGUGUGUCUGGAGCGUGGCCCUGCAGCAGUGUAUGAGCCCCAGUUUUGCGCCGCUGCGCUGUGCGGCGGGGAUGUGCGGCCGGACCCUGCGGGGGUCGAAAGCGAGCUGUAACCUGUCGUGUGCCAGCUACCAGCAGUGCUCCCACUGCAUCCGGCACUCCCACUGUGGCUGGUGCUCCACCCGUGGCCUCAACGGCAUCGGACGCUGCAUGCAGGGUGGCCUUCACGGACCCUGGGACGGCGGGGCCCAGGGCUGUGGGGAAGUCGACGGCACAUGGGCCUUCAUGUCCUGCCCCGCGGAGAACGAGUGUCUCAACGGGCACCACGACUGUGACGAGACGCAGAACUGCACCGACCGGCCCCAGGGCUUCGAGUGUGUGUGUCGCUCCGGCUACAUGCACGACAGUACGCUGGAGAUGUGCCGGCCGGUUUGUGAGCAAGGCUGUGUGAACGGUACCUGUGUGGAACCCAACAACUGUCGGUGUCACUUUGGCUACGUGGGCCGUAACUGUUCUGUGGGGUGUUACUGCAACCAGCACAGCGAGUGUGAGAGCGUCACUGCCCGCGACCGCUGCCUGCACUGUGUUAACAACACCAAGGGGGAUCACUGCGAGAAGUGCCGGCCGCUGUUUGUGGGCUUGGCGGUGGACGGUGGGACGUGCAGACCCUGCAGCGUCUUCUGCAACAAUAACAGCGAUGUCUGCGUCACCAAAGAGCAGUACAACCUGUGGCUGCAGGAACCCCAAGGACACCCGCUGGACCCAGCCCAGAUUGGGAGCUGGGUGAGCGAGGGCCCGACAGAGGAGAAUGCCGUGUGCGUCCAGUGCCAGAACAACAGCUCCGGGGAGCGAUGCCACUCCUGUCUCGAGGGCUACUUCUUGCUUGACAACAAGUGCACCAAAUGCCAGUGUAAUGGGCACUGGGACCGGUGCAGAGUCUCGGACGGUACAGAGUGCCUCUGUCAGAACAACACGGAGACUAGCUGCCCGACCGCUCAGGCCGAGAGGAAGGACUGCUACAAAUACCAGUGUGCCCGCUGCAAGGAGAACUUCCUGGGAAACCCGACGCAGGGCCGCCAGUGCUACCGACAGAUCACGGUGGAACAGGAGUACUGCUUCGACCCCACCUCACAGAGCAACUGCUACCACGAGCCACACGUCCGCAACCUGCCGGCUGGCCGCACCGUCUUCUUCGCCGUGCAGCCCAAGUUCACCAACGUGGACAUCCGCAUCACAGUGGACGUCACCUUCGGUGCCGUCGACGUCCACCUCUCCAACUCGCACUCCUCCUUCGCCGUGGCCAUCGACCCGCUCACCGGCCGGCACCUGGUGAGGCUCGGCGAGGCCGAGGGGGCGGCAGGGGCCGAGGGCGGGGUGGGGCGCGCGGCACAGAACGUCAGCCUGCCGCUCCCGGCGGCCCCGCAGCUGAGGGAGGAGCAGGCCAAGGGUCUGACCACCUACGUGACGGUGCAGAGCCCGCAGACCGUGCUGGUGGUGCGCGGGGUGAGUCAGCGGCUGGUGGUCACCUACCCGUACCGCCUGCACGCCCUCAAAACGCAGCGGUUCUUCCUGGCGCUGCUGGGAGCGGGCCCCGGAGAGGCACAGGGGCUGCUGUUCUUCCGCCAGGACCAGGCCCAUAUCGACCUCUUCGUCUUCUUCAGUGUCUUCUUCUCCUGUUUCUUCCUCUUCCUCUCGGCGUGCGUGCUGCUCUGGAAGGCCAAGCAGGCGGUGGAUGCCCGGCGGGAACGCCGCCGUCACCUGCAGGAGAUGGACAAGAUGGCCAGCCGCCCCUUCGCCCGCCUCACAGUUUGCCUGGAGCCCGAGGCCCGGGCCCCCUUUCCUCCCCUGGCCCCGCCCCCUCCCGCCCUCCUCCUGCCCCUCCGGCCCCGCCCUGCGCCCCGGCAAAGCCGCCGCAGCGGGGAGCUGCUGCCCCCCUUCCUCCCACCGCCCCAGCCGCUGACCGCCCCCCCUCCUCACCCUUCCCUACCGGCCACCAUCGCCGGCAGCGGCUUCCGGGUGGGGCCUGUCACGCUGGAGCCCACCGAGGACGGACUGGCGGCCGUGGCCACUCUGCUCUUCCAGCUGCCCGGCGGGCCCCUCUCCCCCAACCGCGCCUGCCUGGGCUCUGCCCUGGUCAGCCUGCGCCACGGCCUGCAGGACUACUGCUCGGCCGCGCCCCCGGCUGGGCCCUGUCGCAAGGGAGGAGGGCUCAGCCACGACAACCUCACCAGCAUGUCCACCUAAGAGUAGGCUGCCCCUGCCGAGCCAGGUCAGCUGAAGCGGAUCUGAGGGGGGGUGAGGCUCUCUUCAGUCAGAGGCGUUUUACAUUCUCGAUGCAGCCCUCACCCCACCCCAUUCCCAGUCCCUUGUGGGAUGCUCAGAGACGUCUGCCUCCUCUGUCUAGCCUCACGCAGACUGCUCCCUCCUCCGUCUGGUAUCGCAGAGAUGCCUGACUCCUCCCUCUCUCGGGCCCUCACGGUGGCGUCUGACUUCCUGACCAUCUUGUCUCCCACAGAUGUCUGCCUCCUCGUUGAGCACUUCUCCCAAAGACGGCUGUCCCCUCGGCUAUCUAUAUUCCCAGAAGUGUCUGCCUCCUGAGUUGCCCCAUUUCUGGCAGAUGGCUGCUUCGUCAGCUGUCCAGUCCGGUCCAGUGCCCUUUGUCUGUCCCGACUCCCAGAGGUGGGUGACGCUGGUGCAGUGGUCAGGUACACUGGCAGACACCGGGUACCCCAGCAGGGCCUGUUGAGUCCUGAGUCCCCUGUCCUCCCCCCACCCCACCAACAGAACUCACUGGGCCCAGUGCCACACUGUGUGAGUGUCAAUGGCACGGCCUGGGUGGUGGAGCCCAGAAGGGCUGCCGAGCAUGGCACCCUCUCAUGCAUCCAUCACCACACUGCACUGUAGCAGGUGAACAGACAGCAAGAGGGGAAGGUCGCAGUCCCAGGAGAUUGGAGCAGAUCCUGGACCCACAUCCCACACCUAACCACGAGCAAAUGUCCCUGGGGGGAACACCGUUGCCAUUGUGGCUGAGAAUCUGCUUCUCCCCACCGUCGGUUGUCAAGCCGCAGGUGGGAGCAGAACAAGCCGUCCGCUCACGAAGCCAGGCCAGCCCGAUGUCACCUCUGGCCCUCGCUGGCUCCACUCCACUCUGUCCUGCAAAGGCACAGAAGGAUCCCGAACGGUAACAGGGCCGUGGCCCAUUAACCUGCAACCCCUGCUGAGCAACCAUUGGACAGGAAGCACAUCACCUAAAGGGUUGUCGCACUCCCAGGAUAUGGGCCAGCUCCUUCCUCCUCCAGGACCGGGGUGAUCCCCACACUACAGAAAACAGACCCUCCGCCCACCUCAGUGGAUUUGGCAAGCCAAGCAUUGGCACAGCACACCUGUGCUGUCUGGUUGGGACCUCAAUGGGCAGCAGGAGACGGUUGAACCCCAUUGCCAGUUUGGGUGGUGGUUUACCAUCCACAUGUAAUGGUUGAGCAGGUGAUAGCCCACCAGUGGGAAAGAGGGGCUGAGGGACAGGCUGUUUGAAGCCAAGGGUGGUGGGUAUGUGGGACAAGCUGCCAAAAGAGUUGGGGUACAAUGACAACAUCCAAAGGUAUUUGAAUAGGUGCACAGAGGGGAAGGGGGGCGAUGCAGGCCUAACUGCAGGCAAAUUGAAUUAAAGGACCUUCCUGGCCGGCAUGGACAAGAUGGGCUGAAAGGACGUGUUUUUGGACUGUUCAGGCUUGCAUACUAUCCCUAAGUCCAUUGAAUAUGUAAUAGUGCACCCUAAAAACCCUCUGUACCCGAGGGCUCUACAUUGACUGUAUACUCUCCCCUAAAAUCCCUCCGUACCCGAGGAUCCGACAUUGCCUGUGUAUUCCCCCUCACAUUUGUCUGGGUUAAAUUCCAUCCGCCAUCUCUGCCACAACUGUAUAUCUGCUCUUCUAUCCUGUUUCCUUACUUUGUGUCACCUGCACACACUCAUCAAUCGCCCUACAUUUUUCUAAAUAUCCAGUGGAUUCCGGUUAAUUGGGGAACAUCGGGACCAGUACAUUUUGGCUCAAAUAAUCAGCUGCCCCAUUUAGCCAGUUUCGUUGAAAUAUAAUCAUAAAGGUUUUUUUAAAAAAAGGCAAACUACUGUUUAACUGAGUAACAAAUUAUUUAUUUAAUUGAAAUACAGAACAGAUUAGAACACUGGCAAGAGUACUGCAGUACUAUAAAACUAUUAGUUCCUAAUAGUUAUCGACGGAGCAAUUCAUCCAGUGUAUGAUGCUGUCUUCUUUCGAUGACUGUACAUGAACAAAAACCAGCAGACAAGUAGGGUAAUUUUUUUCAAUUUGUGACAAAUUGGCAAAUCUUUUAGUGGCUUCUUGACAAGGGUUUGAAAUGUUUUAAGUGAGAUUAAAAAAAAGACAAAUGAUCAAAUAUUGCUUUUGACCACGAAGGGACAGCAACACAAGAACGUACAAUUGCUGCUAUUUAGAAAGUUUGCUCUACACAUUUAGAAAGUUUCCUCUACCGUAAGACGUAGGAGCAGAAUUAGGCCAUUCAGCCCAUCUAGUCUGCUCUGCCAUUCCAUCAUGGUGAUCCCGGAUCCCACUCAACCCCUUCUCGCCAUGUCCUUUAAUGCCCUGAAUGAUCAGUAACCUAUCAACUUCCCCCUUAAAUAUACUUGGCCUCCACCGCAAUCUGUGACAGUGCAUUCCACAGAUUCACUACUCUGUGGCUAAAAAAAUUCCUCUUUACCUCUCUUCUGAAAGGUUGCCUCUCAAUUUUGAGGCUGUGCCCUCCAGUUCUGGAUAUCCCCAUCAUAGGAAACAUCCUCUCCACAAUCACCUUAUCUGGUCCUUUCAACAUUAGAUAGGUUUCAAUGAGAUCCCCUUGCUUUCUUCUAAAUUCCAGUGAGUACAUGCCCAAAGCUGCCAAACGCUCCUCAUAUGUUAACCUCUUCAUUCCUGGAAUGAUCCUCGUGAACUUCCUAUGGACUCUCCAAUGACAGCACAUCUUUUCUGAGAUAUGGGGCCCAAAACUGUUCACAAUACUCCAAGUGCGGCCUGUCUUGUGUCUUAAAAAGCCUCAGUGUUACCUCUUUGCUUUUAUACUCUAUUCCCCUUGGAAUAAAUGCUAACAUUGCAUUUGCCUUCUUUCUCACAGACUAAAUCUGUAACUGAAUCUACUGGGAGUCUUGCACGAGGACUUCUAAGUGCCUCUGCACCUCAGAUGUUUGAAACUUCUCUCCAUUUAUAUAAUAAUGAUAUUUAGAUGAUACCAGAGGCCUGAGAGCUUGAGGGCUUGAUGCAGUUUCCUUGCUGUUCCUAGUAGUGCGCUCUUCUAGAUUGAGAUCUCAGAUAUUGGUGCUGGGACUUGUUGGAGUCACUCUCCCAGACCAGGUGCCACAGCUCCAAGUGCUCGUGUCACCUCUGGGAUUGCUCUGGCUUUAACCUUUCCCAUCCUUUCUAUCUGCUUUUUCAAGCCCUGAUAUUUCUUCAGCUUUCCAUAUUUUAUCCUGAUAUUACUGUCAUUCAUGGUUGCCACAUCUAUUGCUGUUGCUUUCUUCUGAUCCCUGUCCGGUAUUACAAUGUCUGGUUGGUUGGCCAGUACCUGCUUAUCAGACUGUAUUUGGAAAUCCCACAGGAUCUUAGCUCUGUCAUUGACCACUACCUUCUCGGGUGUUCCUCAUCUGGACUUGGGAGUUCUUGUACACAGUUCCUGCAACUUGGUUGUGCCAUUCAGUGUAUGCUGUUGCUGCCUGCAUCUUGCACCCUGAUCCAUGCACAAUCUACAUCUUGGGUCUUGUCUGGUGUGGUAGACCCUUGCUUCUAUUGCUCUUGGGCUCAGCGCUUGUUCUUGUGCAGCCGUGAGCAGUGUCUCUGAGCUGUCCCUCAGCCUUGCCGUUUCCAGCCAUUGGUGGGAUUUUCUUUUGUCAGCCAUCUCUGAUAUCUGGCAGUGGUACGUACCAUGCAGUGGUUUGCCAUGCCGUGGCCUCUGGUCCUCUGGCUCUGCUUCACCCACUAUCACUUCACGUCCCCUGCCUGCUGUCUGAGGUAUUCCAGCAGGUGGUCUUUAGGGGCCAUCACCCUGACAUGCUCAUGGAUGUUUCGCAUUUCUUCAGGACCAUGGUCUUGACACUUCCAAGGCCCUGUCCUCCUUUAUUCUGGCAGGUGUACAGUCACUCGACAUUGGACUUUGGUUGGAAUCCUCCAUGUAUUGUUAGUAGUUUCCAGGUCAUCAAGUCAGUGGUUUACAGUUUGUUCCCUGGCCAGCACACUGUUGCGGCUGGGUAUCUGAUGACUGAUAGGGCAAAUGUGUUGAUGGCCCUGCUCUUCUUCUUCUCACUUAGCUGCCUUUUUGAACCUUUCUCACUCUUUGGAGGUUCUUGGAUGUUGCAGCCUUCCUUCUGGCCUUCAGGUAACUCAACUCCUUCAGUCUUGAUGAGUUUGCCUCUCGUCACGACCAUCGGGCUGCACUUUUCCAGUCCAAAUGACAUUCCAACGUCUCUGCCGUAUACCCUUGUCAGGAGGGUGAGUGAGUCAAUCUCUCUUUCAUUGCUAGCAUACAGCUUUGAUGUCAUCCUUGUAGGGGAAGUGGCUGUUCAGUCUUGUGUACUAUCCCAAAGUCCAUUGAAUAUGUAAUAGUGCACCCUAAAAUCCCUCUGUACCCGAGGGUCCUGCAUUGACUGUGUGUUCUCCCCUCACAUUUGCCUGGGUUAAAAUCUAUCUGCCAUCUCUGCCAGAACUGUAUUUCUGCUCCUGUAUCCUUUCACCGGUUUCCUCACUUUGUGUCACCUGCAGACACUCAUCAGCCCCCACUACAUUUUUCUCUAAAGAUCCAGUGGAUUCCAGUUAAUUGGGAAACAGCGGGACCACUACAUUUUGUCUAAAACAAUCGGCUGCCCCAGUUAGUCAGUUUCAUUUAAAUAUAGUCAUAAACGUUUUUAAAAAUGGCAAACUACUGAGUAACAAAUUAUUUAUUUGAUUGAAAUACAGAACAAAGUAGAACACUGGCAAGAGUACUGCAGUACUAUAAAACUAUUAGUUCCUAAUAGUUAUCGACAGAGCAAUUCAUCCAGUGUAUGAUGCUGUCUUCUUUCGAUGACUGUACAUGAACAAAAACCAGCAGACAACUAGGGUAAUUUUUUUCAAUUUGUGACAAAUUGGCAAAUCUAUUGGUGGCUUCUCGACAAGGGUUUGAAAUGUUUUAAGUUAGUUUAAAAAAAAACAAAUGAUCAAAUAUUGCUUUUGACGACCUAUAUGGAUAGCAAUACAAGAACAUACAGUUGCCGCUAUUCAAAAAGUUUGCUGUACGAAUGAUGUCAAGUCUAACGGCCACACUUGUGUACGCGACUGACACGGUUCAGAACCGUUCGGCAACAGUCUCCUGUCCCAAUCAAAUGGCACAGUGUCCCUAAGAAGGAAAGGGAAUACUGACUAUUUUCUCAAUUAGUUUUUGUUGUUUAAGAGUUGUCCGAAAUACGCGGUUCUCCCGAUUAACUGAUGGUCCAAUCAACCGGAACCCACUGUAUGUAUGUGUGUGUGUAUACGUAUAUAUAUGUGUGUGUGUAUACGUAUAUAUAUGUGUGUGUGUAUACGUAUAUAUAUGUGUGUGUGUAUACAUAUAUAUAUGUAUGUGUGUGUGUGUGUAAAUGUAUGUAUAUAUCUGUGUGUGUGUGUAAUGUAUAAAUGUUUGUAUAUUUUCUCUUCUCGCUCCUUAUGGAUGGUGUGUAUGUGUAUUUUUCCCCUCAAUCUUGGGUCCUCUACCGUAAGACGUAGGAGCAGAAUUAGGCCAUUCAGCCCAUUGAGUCUGCUGUGCCAUUCCAUCAUGGUGAUCCUGGAAUCCCACUCAACCCCUUCUCGCCAUGUCCUUUAAUGCCCUGAAUGAUCAGGAACCUAUCAAAUUUCCCCUUAAAUAUACUUGGCCUCCACUGUAGUCUGUGGCAGAGCAUUCCACAGAUUCACUACUCUGUAGCUAAAAUCUUCCUCUUUACCUCUGUUCUAAAAGCUUGCCUCUCAAUUUUGAGGCUGUUGCCUCUAGUUCUGGAUAUCCCCAUCAUAGUAAACAUCCUCUCCACAAUCACCUUAUCUGGUCCUUUCAACAUUAGAUAGGUUUCAAUCAGAUCCCCCUGCUUUCUUCUAAAUUCCAGUGAGUACAUGCCCAAAGCUGCCAAACGCUCCUCAUAUGUUAACCUCUUCAUUCCUGGAAUGAUCCUCGUGAACUUCCUAUGGACUCUCCAAUGACAGCACAUCUUUUCUGAGAUAUGGGGCUCAAAACUGUUCACAAUACUCCAAGUGCGGCCUGUCUUGUGUCUUAAAAAGCCUCAGUGUUACCUCUUUGCUUUUAUACUCUAUUCCCCUUGGAAUAAAUACCAAAAUUGCAUUUGCCUUCUUUCUCACAGACUAAAUCUGUAACUGAAUCUACUGGGAGUCUUGCACGAGGACUUCUAAGUGCCUCUGCACCUCAGAUGUUUGAAACUUCUCUCCGUUUAUAUAAUAAUGAUAUUUAGAUGAUACCAGAGGCCUGAGAGGUUGAGGGCUUGAUGCAGUUUCCUUGCUGUUCCUAGUAGUGCGCUCUUCUAGAUUGAGAUCUCAGAUAUUGGUGCUGGGACUUGUUGGAGUCACUCUCCCAGACCAGGUGCCACAGCUCCAAGUGCUCGUGUCACCUCCGCGAUUACUGUGGCUUUAACCUUUCACAUCCUUUCUGUCUGCUCUUUCAAGCCCUGGUAUUUCUCCAGCUUUUUAUGUUCUUUUUUCCUGAUGUUACUGUCAUUCAGGGUUGCCACAGAGUUACAAAAUACACGUGGACUAAGAUGUUAACUGUCCUGUGCUAUCACCAGUGGGAUCAUCAGCUGAUCUGCCACCUGUCUUCAGAGUUUCGGCCUGCUUAUGAUCAAGACUCCCACGAGGUAGUGUGCUAUUGCAUUCUUCUGUUCCCUGUCCGGUAUUACAAUGUCUGGUUGGUUGGCCAGUACCUGCUUAUCAGACUGUAUUUGGAAAUCCCACAGGAUCUUAGCUCUGUCAUUGACCACUACCUUCUCGGGUGUUCCUCAUCUGGACUUGGGAGUUCUUGUACACAGUUCCUGCAACUUGGUUGUGCCAUUCAGUGUAUGCUGUUGCUGCCUGCAUCUUGCACCCUGAUCCAUGCACAAUCUACAUCUUGGGUCUUGUCUGGUGUGGUAGACCCUUGCUUCUAUUGCUCUUGGGCUCAGCGCUUGUUCUUGUGCAGCCGUGAGCAGUGUCUCUGAGCUGUCCCUCAGCCUUGCCGUUUCCAGCCAUUGGUGGGAUUUUCUUUUGUCAGCCAUCUCUGAUAUCUGGCAGUGGUACGUACCAUGCAGUGGUUUGCCAUGCCGUGGCCUCUGGUCCUCUGGCUCUGCUUCACCCACUAUCACUUCCACGUCCCCCGCCUGCUGUCUGAGGUAUUCCAGCAGGUGGUCUUUAGGGGCCAUCACCCUGACAUGCUCAUGGAUGUUUCGCAUUUCUUCAGGACCAUGGUCUUGCCACUUCCAAGGCCCUGUCCUCCUUUAUUCUGGCAGGUGUACAGUCACUCGACAUUGGACUUUGGUUGGAAUCCUCCAUGUAUUGUUAGUAGUUUCCUGGUCAUUAAGUCAGUGGUUUACAGAUCGUUCCCUGCCAGCACACUGUUGCGGCUGGGUAUCUGAUGACUGAUAGGGCAAAUGUGUUGAUGGCCCUGCUCUUCUUCUUCUCACUUAGCUGCCUUUUUGAACCUUUCUCACUCUUUGGAGGUUCUUGGAUGUUGCAGCCUUCCUUCUGGCCUUUAGGUAACUCAACUCCUUCAGUCUUGAUGAGUUUGCCUCUCGUCACGACCAUCGGGCUGCACUUUUCCAGUCCAAAUGACAUUCCAACGUCUCUGCCGUAUACCCUUGUCAGGAGGGUGAGUGAGUCAAUCUCUCUUUCAUUGCUAGCAUACAGCUUGAUGUCAUCCUUGUAGGGGAAGUGGCUGUUCAGUCUUGUGUACUAUCCCAAAGUCCAUUGAAUAUGUAAUAGUGCACCCUAAAAUCCCUCUGUACCCGAGGGUCCUGCAUUGACUGUUUACUCUCCCCUAAAAUCCCUCUGUACCCGAGGGUCCUGCAUUGACUGUUUACUCUCCCCUAAAAUCCCUCUGUACCCGAGGGUCCUGCAUUGACUGUUUACUCUCCCCUAAAAUCCCUUUGUACCCGAGGGUCCCACAUUGACUGUGUGCUCUCCCCUAAAAUCCCUCUGUACCCGAGGGUCCCACAUUGACUGUGUGCUCUCCCCUAAAAUCCCUCUGUACCCGAGGGUCCCACAUUGACUGUGUGCUCUCCCCUAAAAUCCCUUUGUACCCGAGGGUCCCACAUUGACUGUGUGCUCUCCCUGCACAUUUGUCUGGGUUAAAUUCCAUCCGCCAUCUCUGCCACAACUGUAUUUCUGCUCCUGUAUCCUUUCACCGGUUUCCUCACUUUGUGUCACCUGCAGACACUCAUCAGACCCCCUACAUUUUUAUCUAAAAAUCCCGUGGAUUCCGGUUAACUGGGAAACAUCGUGACCAGCAGACAACUGGGGUGGUUUUUUUCAAUUUGUGACAAAUUGGCAAAUCUUUUGGUGGCUUCUCGACAAGGGUUUGCAAUGUUUUAAGUCAUAUUUAAAAAAAAAACAUAUGAUCAAUUAUUGCUUUUGAUGACCUAAUCGAAUAGCAGCACAAGGAUGUACAAUUGCUGCUAUUUAGAAAGUUUGCUCUACAUAUGAUGACAUGUCUGAUGGCCACAGUUGUGUACGCGACUGACAGGGUUCAGAACUGUUCAGCAAUAGUCUCCUGCCCCAAUCAAAUGGCCAGUGUCCCAAAUAAGGAAAGGGAAUCCUGACUAUUUUCUCAAUUAGUUUUUGUUGUUUAAGUCUUGUCUGAAAUAAGCGGCUGUCCCAAUUAACUGAUGGUCCAAUUAACCGGAAUCCACUGUAUGUACUUGUAUGUGUGUGUGUAUAUGUAUGUGUAUGUAUACAUAUAUAUAUGUAUAUGUGUGUGUGUGUAUAUAUUACAUAUAAAUGACUGUAUUUUUCUCUUCUUGCUGCUUAUGGAUGGUGUGUAUGUGUAUUUUUCCCUCAAUCUUGGGUCCUCUACCGUAUAGAAGCAGAAUUAGGCCAUUCAGCCCAUUGAAUCUGCUCUGCCAUUCCAUCAUGGUGAUCCUGGAUCCCAUUCAACCCCUUCUCGCCAUGUCCAUAAUGCCCUGUAUGAUCAGGAAACUAUCAACUUCCCCCUUAAAUAUACUUGGCCUCCACCGCAGUUUGUGACAGAGCAUUCCACAGAUUCACUACUCUGUAGCUAAAAAAUUUCCUCUUUACCUCUGUUCUAAAAGGUUGCCUCUCAGUUUUGAGGCUGUUGCCUCUAGUUCUGGAUAUCCCCAUAAUAGGAAACAUCCUCUCCACAAUCACCUUAUCUGGUCCUUUCAACAUUAGAUAGGUUUCAAUCAGAUCCCCCUGCUUUCUUCUAAAUUCCAGUGAGUACUGGCCCAAAGCUGCCAAACGCUCCUCAUAUGUUAACCUCUUCAUUCCUGGAAUGAUCCUCGUGAACUUCCUAUGGACUCUUUCCAAUGAAAGCACAUCUUUUCUGAGAUAUGGGGCCCAAAACUGUUCACAAUACUCCAAGUGCGGCCUGUCUUGUGUCUUAAAAAGCCUCAGUGUUACCUCUUUGCUUUUAUACUCUAUUCCCCUUGGAAUAAAUGCUAACAUUGCAUUUGCCUUCUUUCUCACAGACUAAAUCUGUAAAUGAAUCUUCUGGGAGUCUUGCACAAGGACUUCUAAGUCCCUCUGCACCUCUGAUGUUGGAAACAUCUCUCUGUUUAGAUAAUAAAAAUAUUUAGAUGAUACCAGAGGCCUGAGAGCUUGAGGGCUUGAUGCAGUUUCCUUGCUGUUCCUAGUAGUGCGCUCUUCUAGAUUGAGAUCUCAGAUAUUGGUGCUGGGACUUGUUGGAGUCACUCUCCCAGACCAGGUGCCACAGCUCCAAGUGCUCGUGUCACCUCCGCGAUUACUGUGGCUUUAACCUUUCACAUCCUUUCUGUCUGCUCUUUCAAGCCCUGGUAUUUCUCCAGCUUUUUAUGUUCUUUUUUCCUGAUGUUACUGUCAUUCAGGGUUGCCACAGAGUUACAAAAUACACGUGGACUAAGAUGUUAACUGUCCUGUGCUAUCACCAGUGGGAUCAUCAGCUGAUCUGCCACCUGUCUUCAGAGUUUCGGCCUGCUUAUGAUCAAGACUCCCACGAGGUAGUGUGCUAUUGCAUUCUUCUGUUCCCUGUCCGGUAUUACAAUGUCUGGUUGGUUGGCCAGUACCUGCUUAUCAGACUGUAUUUGGAAAUCCCACAGGAUCUUAGCUCUGUCAUUGACCACUACCUUCUCGGGUGUUCCUCAUCUGGACUUGGGAGUUCUUGUACACAGUUCCUGCAACUUGGUUGUGCCAUUCAGUGUAUGCUGUUGCUGCCUGCAUCUUGCACCCUGAUCCAUGCACAAUCUACAUCUUGGGUCUUGUCUGGUGUGGUAGACCCUUGCUUCUAUUGCUCUUGGGCUCAGCGCUUGUUCUUGUGCAGCCGUGAGCAGUGUCUCUGAGCUGUCCCUCAGCCUUGCCGUUUCCAGCCAUUGGUGGGAUUUUCUUUUGUCAGCCAUCUCUGAUAUCUGGCAGUGGUACGUACCAUGCAGUGGUUUGCCAUGCCGUGGCCUCUGGUCCUCUGGCUCUGCUUCACCCACUAUCACUUCCACGUCCCCUGCCUGCUGUCUGAGGUAUUCCAGCAGGUGGUCUUUAGGGGCCAUCACCCUGACAUGCUCAUGGAUGUUUCGCAUUUCUUCAGGACCAUGGUCUUGACACUUCCAAGGCCCUGUCCUCCUUUAUUCUGGCAGGUGUACAGUCACUCGACAUUGGACUUUGGUUGGAAUCCUCCAUGUAUUGUUAGUAGUUUCCAGGUCAUCAAGUCAGUGGUUUACAGUUUGUUCCCUGGCCAGCACACUGUUGCGGCUGGGUAUCUGAUGACUGAUAGGGCAAAUGUGUUGAUGGCCCUGCUCUUCUUCUUCUCACUUAGCUGCCUUUUUGAACCUUUCUCACUCUUUGGAGGUUCUUGGAUGUUGCAGCCUUCCUUCUGGCCUUCAGGUAACUCAACUCCUUCAGUCUUAAUGAGUUUGCCUCUCGUCACGACCAUCGGGCUGCACUUUUCCAGUCCAAAUGACAUUCCAACGUCUCUGCCGUAUACCCUUGUCAGGAGGGUGAGUGAGUCAAUCUCUCUUUCAUUGCUAGCAUACAGCUUUGAUGUCAUCCUUGUAGGGGAAGUGGCUGUUCAGUCUUGUGUACUAUCCCAAAGUCCAUUGAAUAUGUAAUAGUGCACCCUAAAAUCCCUCUGUACCCGAGGGUCCUGCAUUGACUGUUUACUCUCCCCUAAAAUCCCUCUGUACCCGAGGGUCCUACAUUGACUGUUUACUCUCCCCUAAAAUCCCUCUGUACCCAAGGGUCCUACAUUGACUGUGUGCUCUCCCCUAAAAUCCCUCUGUACCCGAGGGUCCUACAUUGACUGUGUAUUUCCCCUCACAUUUGUCUGGGUUAAAUUCCAUCAGCCAUCUCUGCCAGAACUGUAUUUCUGCUCCUGUAUCCUUUCACCGGUUUCCUCACUUUGUGUCACCUGCAGACACUCAUCAGCCCCCACUACAUUUUUCUCUAAAGAUCCAGUGCAUUCUGGUUAAUUGGGAAUCAUCGGGACCACUACAUUUUGUCUAAAACAAUCGGCUGCUCCAGUUAGCCAGUUUUGUGGAAAUAUAGUCAUAAAGGUUUUAAAAAAGGCAAACUACUGUUUAACUAAGUAACAAUUUUUUUUUAUUUAAUUGAAAUACAGAACAGAUUAGAACACUGGCAAGAGUACUGCAGUACUAUAAAACUAUUAGUUCCUAAUAGUUAUUGACGGAGCAAUUCAUCCAGUGUAUGAUGCUGUCUUCUUUCGAUGACUGUACAUGAACAAAAACCAGCAGACAACUAGGGUAAUUUUUUCAUUUUGAGACAAACUGGCAAAUCUUUUGGUGACUUCUCGACAAGGGUGUGAAAUGUUUUAAGUCAGAUUUAAAAAAAAAACAAAUGUAACAUUGCUUUUGGCAACCUAAAAGGAUAGCAAUACAUGAACAUACAAUUGCUCUUUAGAAAGUUUGCUCUACAUAUGAUGACAUGUCUGAUGGCCACACUUGUGUACACGACUGACACUGGUUCAGAACUGUUCAGCUACAGUCUCCUGUCCCAAAUAAACAAAGGGAAUUCUGGCUAUUUUCUCAAUUAGUUUUUGUUGUUUAAGAGUUGUCCCAAAUAAACGGCUGUCCCGAUUAACUGAUGGUCCAAUUAACCGGAACCCACUGUAUGUAUUUGUGUGUGUAUGUAUAUAUGUAUGUGUGUGUAUAAUGUAUAAAUGUUUGUAUAUUUUUUCUUCUCGCUCCUUAUGGAUGGUGUGUAUGUGUGUUUUUCCCUCAAUCUUGGGUCCUCCCCGUAAGACAUAGGAGCAGAAUUAGGGCAUUCAGCCCAUUGAGUUGCUCUGCCAUUCCAUCAUGGUGAUCCUGGAUCCCACUUAACCCCUUCUCGCCAUGUCCUUUAAUGCCCUGAAUGAUCAGGAACCUAUCAACUUUUGUUUCAAAUGUUUUUAUUGUGAAGCAACAUCAACACAGGAACUUAUCAACUUCUGCCUUAAAUAUACUUGGCCCCCACCGCAGUCUGAAGCAGAGCAUUCCACAGAUUCACUACUCUCUGGUUUAAAAAAUUCCUCUUUACCUCUGUUCUAAAAGGUUGCCUCUCAAUUUUGAGGCUGUGCCCUCCAGUUCUGGAUAUCCCCAUCAUAGGAAACAUCUUCGCCACAAUCACCUUAUCUGGUCCUUUCAACAUUAGAUUGAUUUCAAUGAGAUCCCCUUGCAUUCUUUUAAAUUCUAGUGAGUACAUGCCCAAAGCUGCCAAACGCUCCUCAUAUGUUAACCUCUUCAUUCCUGGGAUCAUCCUUGUGAACUUCCUAUGGACUCUCUCCAAUGACAGCACAUCUUUUCUGAGAUAUGGGGCACAAAACUGUUCACAAUACUCCAAGUGCGGCCUGUCUAGUGUCUUAAAAAGCCCUAGUGUUGCCUCUUUGCUUCUAUUAUCUAUGGUACCCUUGAAAUAAAUGCCAACAUUGCAUUUGUUUUCUUUAUCACAGAACAAUCUGUAAAUUAAUCUUCUGGUAGUCUUGCACGAGGACUUCUAAGUCCCUCUGCACCUCUGAUGUGGGAAACAUCUCUCUGUUUAGAUAAUAAAAUAUUUAGAUGAUACCAGAGGCCUGAGAGCUUGAGGGCUUGAUGCAGUUUCCUUGCUGUUCCUAGUAGUGCGCUCUUCUAGAUUGAGAUCUCAGAUAUUGGUGCUGGGACUUGGUGGAGUCACUCUCCCGGACCAGGUGCCACAGCUCCAAGUGCUCGUGUCACCUCCAGGAGUACUCUGGCUUUAACCUUUCCCAUCCUUUCUGUCUCUUUCAAGCCCUGAUGUUUCUUCAGCUUUUCAUAUUCUUUUUUCCUGAUGUUACUGUCAUUCAGGGUUGCCACAUCUAUUGCUGUUGCUUUCUUCUGUUCCUUGUUACUAUGGUUGGUUGGCAGUACCUGUGUAUCUGAUAUGUGGCCUUCAGGUAACUCAACUCUUUCAGUCUUGAUGAGUUUGCCUCUUUUCACUACCAUCCGGCUGCACUUUUCCAGUCCAAAUAACAUCUUGUUGUCUCUGCUGUACACCCUUGUCAGCUGGAUUAGUGAGUCAAUGUCUCUUUCAUAUCUGGAAUGCAGCUUGAUGUCAUCCAUGUAGAGGAGGUGGCUGAUGGUCACUCCACUCCUGAACUGAUACUCCUAUCCACUCUUCGAGGUGAACUGGCUGAGGCGAUUCAAGCCUAUGCAGAACAGUAGCGGGCUAGUGUAUCACCCUGGUAUAUUCCACAUCUGAUGGUUACUUGUGCUAUUGCUAUAUACCACCAGUAAUUGGUGCUUAGAGCCUCUGGUGCCGUUACCAAUGCCCCUCUGAGCAGGGUUCAGGAAUUUACACACAGGUUCCUUCAGCCUGGUGGCUAUAUCCUCGAGUUAGCCAGUCAGGGUGGGAGCCGCCUUCAAGCAGCUGGUUCAUUUGAGGUGCUAGCAGUGAAUGUAACGCUGUUAGUUCCUUCAGCCAACAGGCGAGGAUCAUGUCGGGCCCUGGUGAUGUCCAGUUCUUCAUAUUGGCUGUUCCUCUGGGAGGCUGCAGAGGUUUGCCUGUCGAUCUCUCAGCCACUGGGCACUGGUGUUAUCUGAUGCUUCUUUCUCCCAUAUGCUCUUCCAGUGCUCCUCAGUUGCUGUUUUGUUUGGUUCAGGUACUGGCGUGUUGUUGGUCUGGAUACUUUUCCUGGUUCUUUGGAGAAGAGUGUGUUUAUUUGCUUGGCCUCUGUGGUCUUAAUGUACCCAUGUAGUCCGCUAGCCAGAGCUGUUAACCAUUACUUGGCAGUUUUCAGGGCUUCGGCUGUGGAUAUACGUCUGUACUUAGUAACUGAGAUGAGUCCGGUCUUCCCAGGUUUCUGCAGCUCAGUUAGCCUGCUGACCUCUGCCUUAUGGUUUUCAUCUUGGCUUCAAAUUGUCGUCUGCAGGAGGGGGGGUUUGUAAGAGUGCUCUCCAUUGGAUUUCAUUUUGUUGCCCAACAUUUCUAGAAUAGCUGUUACCGACACAUAUAUCAGGUUAUUGGUCUCAGUUAAGUUGGAGGCUGCAAUUGUGAGUCGUGUUUCAAUGGCUGUUUCUUGCAUGCUGUUGGAUGGAAUUUUAUCAUUAAGUCUGGGGAGCCUAGCUCGUUGAUUGACGGUCACCAGUUUGACCACGAUUGCUGCAGCCAGCAUCGAACUGCCCGGGGUGAGGUUCGAACUUGCAUUUCCGGUGUGCAAGGUGAUGCUAUAACCUUUGCACCAUCUGUGAGCUGUGGAGGCGGGACUUGAACUCGUAUUCCCCAGUCAACUCGGUUCAGCGGUGAUGUUGCUGAUUCUAUGUCUUCCAAUUCGAGGUGUGAUAGCAAUCCACUGCUGACAGUGUCUGAUUGCUGGGUAGCCAGAUGUUUUUCUGUGAAUGUAGACCAUUGUCUUUAUUGUUGCCAGAGUCCCCACAUGCGCUUGAUGUAUCCUCUUUCACGUGGGUUGAUUCCAUUAAUUCCAUGAUGUCCAGCUCAUCCACUUAUGGUUUGUUCUGAUAGCCAACUUAUCGCCAGACCAUUGGUGUGGACCUUGUUAAUCCAGGUGAUGUCCAAGCUGGCAUGAUUCUUCUUGAUCUUGUCACUCUCUUCUGGAGGUUUUUGUGGGCAGAUGUUGCAUAAGCAUGAAGGGUCCAGGCCACCACCACCACCACCUGGACCUGAGCCCAGACCCCUGCUGCACAGAGCCUGUACGGUUCUCUCGACCAACGGGGAUGUAUCUAACAGUACUUAGGCACAUGUAUAUAGCUAGGAUGCCCAAGACUUUUGCACUGUACGGUAUUUGUCAACAUGGAGCAGUCAGCGAGUCAGUAAAUCUGGUGGGAAAUAUGUGUAACAUACAUUCAAAAUAUUGGAAGAACUCAGCAGGUCAGGCAGCGUCAUCGAAGUGAACAGUCAGCGUUUCAGGCCUGAUUGUAGUAAUGAGGAGGAGUAAUGUCCUGGAUGGUGAGGGUCCUUAAAGCGGCGUUUCCUUUUAGAGGAGCUGCCUUUUGAAGGUGUCUGCACCCACUACCAUCUCUUCGAUGACCAAAGCGAAUUUUGAAUCUGAUCAAGCAAGUCUCUGUAGAUCCCAUGUGCUUUAAUUUUUAGUAUCAGCUUAUACCAGAAGGAACCUUGUCCAAAGCUUUACUGAAGUCCAUGUAGGCAGCAUUCACUGACCUUCCCUCGUCAUCUUCUCAAACAAAAAACUCGAUCAAGAUGUAAGACUUGACUUCCCCACGUAGCCAUGCUGACUGUCAUUAACAAGCCGAUUGCUUUUCCUCAGAACCCCCAGUAAAUUCCCUACCACUGGCAUAACGUUUGCUGCCCUGUAAUUUUCUAUAGCCCUUCUUAACAGUGGAACAACACAGUCUUCCUAACCUCUGGGAACUCACCUGUGGCUGGAGAGAACAUAAAGAUCUCUCAAAGCUGCAGUGAUCUCCUCUCUUACUUCUUUCAAUAACCCGGGAUAGACCCCAUCUGCCCUGGAACGGCAGCAUACCCCUCCCUGAUCUCGCCAUUCUCCAUGUUCUCCUGUGUGGACUACUCUUCUGUAUCUUCCAGGCACAAACGCCUCCCUUAAUCUUGAAUGGUCCUACCCUCUCUGUCAUUACCCACUGGUUUUUAAAGUAUGUAUAAAAUGCUUUGGGUUUCUCCUUAAUCCUACAAGAACAUUUCAUGGCCCCCCUUUAGUACUCCCGAUUCCCUAUUUAAGUUUUCCCCAGUUUCCUUUAUAUUCCUCAAAGUUUCUGUUUAAUUUCCUAAACCUUGUAAACACUUUCUUUAAUUUCAGCAUCCAAGUUUCCUCACCUAUAACACUCUUUGCAUUGAAAUAAGUGCGUCAGACCCUUCACCUGACCCUGACUGCCCUUACAACCUUACCAGACCUAAUGCUGGCCUUCCCUCAACCCCUCCACUUGCUGACACACAGGUCAUGUUCCCACCCCCUGCCAGGCAGCACCAGCAAACAUAUUGGUCAUCCCUCUUGUACAGGUCCCACCUGCUCUGGAAGAGAGCCCAGGAUCCUUGUAGGUGAAAUCCUGCCUCCUGCAUCAACUUCUCAGCUACACAUUUAACUGGUACUCUUUGCCCCCCCCCCCACCUUUUCCUGCCUCCCUCCCCACAGCCACGGUGUAGGUCGAGGUCCAGGAGAGACUUCGACAGAGCCACAUUUGGCAGUCUGAACGCACAUCUUCUGUAGGGCAUCUGUGUCAUUUUUCCUGCAGUUUUCUUGUUACGUGUGGAACAGCUACUGAGUUCCCCUUCGUCUGUUGUCCCAAGAGCCUUGCCUUUGCUCAGUGCACAACCCAACUUACACUUACUUGCCACCAUGGUUGCUUGUUGAUCUCAUAGCAGAGCAGAACAGAGAAGUGAAAGAGCACAGAAUGCAUGUCUCCUGUCAGCCACGUCAGUGUCGUCAGGUGUAAAUGUGCUGGUCUUGAGCCAAAGUCACACAGAAUAGAAGCGAGCCCUUCAGCCCAACUUGUCCAUACCGACCAAGUUAUUCACUGUACUCAUUACAUUUGCCCGAGUCUGGCCCAAAAUCCCUCUGAACCUUUCCUAUCCAUGUACCUGUCUGUCAAUAUUCUUUUAAAUGUAAUUACAAUGCCUGCCUCCACACCUUCCUCUGGCAGCCUGUUCCAAAUGCUAUCCUUUGUGUGGAAGAUGGUGUCCCUCAGGUCCCUUUUAAAAUCUUUAACCAAUGUCCUGCCUGCCUCCCCUUUUCAGAUCCCUAUACCCUGGGGAAAGUGUUGUGACUGUUCACCUUGAUGGUGCCCCUCAUGGUUUUAUAAACCUUUAUACGGUCACCCCUACACUAUCCCAGCCUCUCCAGCUUCUCAUACCCAAAGGUCUCCAAGAAUCUCAUAUCAUCAGCACCCUUUCCAGUGACCAGAACUGCACACAAUCCUCCAAAUGUUGUCUUCCCCACUGUCUUGUACAUCCCAACCCCUGUACCCUCAUCAAUAUCGUGAACUUGCAUCACUACCUCCCUAUAAAUGAGGCACUUUGCUCGUUACUGUUAAUGACACUAAGAAUUUCCUGAGAUCCCCCAACGUGCUGAAUCUGUAAUUACUGCAGUGGGGUGCUGCUGUCUGGCAACAGGUCAUGUUUUCACCUGGAACAUUCUCUGUAGAUAUCUGAGGAUUCUGCUGGCUGUAUACCACAGCACCACAAUCUGCCCACUCUGUUGAGCAAAGGAAACUCAAGCUCUUGAUCCAUGAUGGCACCUGUGGUGUGAUGUCCGGGGGAAACUUCUGCCUCAACUCUGCCAACCGCAGUAUCUUUAACUGCUCGAUUUGGUAUCAGGUGGAUAUACUCAGUGGGUCAGGCAGUGUCCGUGGAGGGAGAGCAAGGGCAGGUUCUACAUGGCUGCAGGUCCCAAACAGGUAGAGUCUUGUCCUGCACCCUGUUCACCAAGCGAGUCUGUUUCAGGAACUAGUGUCUGAAUGUUUCCACCCACAUUGUUUAGUGGGGCUGAUCAGUGUUAUAUGUUCCCCUCCUCUUGGACUGAUUCCCUGAUAAUCUGCCUUCAAUUCUGUCAGCUCCACUCAAUUCACCUGAGUGACGCUGGAGGGCAUUUUGAGUGAUGUUCGUGUAAAGCAUUUGGGAAUGACUGACAACAGGGAUUUCAGUCCCUGUACAAAGGAACCAGUACAAACAGGGAAUGCUAUAAGCAGCUGAAGCCUGGACAGGUAACAGCUGUGUAGAGAGGAGUGGGCGAAGAUCCAGCUGGCCUGCAAACAUUUCCAGCAUCUUGUUUUGAUCUGUUUUCCAGUAUGUGCUGAUUUUCCCUCCUUUUUUAGUUGAAUAAACUAUUUAAUUGGUAAAUCCGGUCUGUUUCACUUGU